Lacerta agilis (Sand lizard) is the source of this 939-nucleotide messenger RNA. RefSeq names its product muscle RAS oncogene homolog (gene MRAS). The transcript has 6 exons. Gene Ontology annotation, molecular function: GDP binding; GTP binding; GTPase activity. The record is from RefSeq and is a predicted model, not a curated record. Gene Ontology annotation, biological process: signal transduction. Gene Ontology annotation, cellular component: plasma membrane. The coding region runs from base 86 to 712 and encodes 208 amino acids. Lineage: Eukaryota; Metazoa; Chordata; Lepidosauria; Squamata; Lacertidae.
CCAACUGGAGCUAGAAAGCGGCUCGUCCUGGGACGGUACGAGGCUUGGGCCAAGCCGGGGGCUGGCGUUCUAACCUAUCGGUACCAUGGCUACAAGUGCUGUUCCAAGUGAAAACCUUCCCACGUACAAGUUGGUGGUGGUCGGAGAUGGGGGUGUGGGGAAGAGUGCCCUCACCAUUCAGUUUUUCCAGAAGAUCUUUGUGCCAGACUAUGAUCCAACAAUUGAAGACUCUUACCUGAAGCAUACGGAGAUAGAUGGGCAGUGGGCCAUUCUAGAUGUCCUGGACACGGCAGGCCAAGAAGAAUUCAGCGCAAUGAGAGAGCAGUACAUGAGGACGGGGGAUGGAUUCCUCAUAGUCUACUCAGUCACAGAUAAAGCCAGCUUCGAGCACGUGGACAGGUUCCACCAGCUCAUCCUCCGAGUCAAAGACAGGGAAUCUUUUCCAAUGAUCCUGGUGGCCAACAAAGUAGACUUAAUGCAUUUGCGAAAAAUCACCCGGGAGCAAGGAAAGGAAAUGGCAGCAAAGCACAAUAUUCCAUAUAUAGAAACCAGUGCAAAGGAUCCCCCAUUGAAUGUUGACAAAGCCUUCCAUGAUCUUGUUCGAGUAAUCAGGCAACAGGUCCCAGAGAAAAGUCAGAAGAAGAAGAGGAAGACCAAGUGGCGUGGGGACCGAGCAACCACUUCCCACAAACUCCAGUGUGUGAUUUUGUGACUGUCUCUCCCAUCUCAAUCCAUUCCAACUUGAACCUAAUUUGAAACUCAAAAGGAGGAAGCAGGGGGGAAGGAUCCAGCCUUGACGCCCUGUGCCACCUAACCGCAACGUAAUGUUUUGAGAACGGCAAUCCUUGCACAGAAGGACUCGACAGGGAGCAGAGCCUCAAAGGCAUUUUUGAAGCUCAGCCAAAAGGCUGCUUGACAAUCGGCACAGGGUGGUUUUAU